Messenger RNA from Sphaeramia orbicularis (orbiculate cardinalfish), 4353 nucleotides. RefSeq names its product myosin binding protein C1 (gene mybpc1). Gene Ontology annotation, cellular component: M band. Gene Ontology annotation, molecular function: protein binding. The transcript has 34 exons. Gene Ontology annotation, biological process: sarcomere organization. The record is from RefSeq and is a predicted model, not a curated record. Bases 237 to 3788 code for a protein of 1183 amino acids. Lineage: Eukaryota; Metazoa; Chordata; Actinopteri; Kurtiformes; Apogonidae.
UCCUCUCCUCCCCCACUGAGACCUCCAAACUGUAUCCCUGCGCCCACUUUGUCUCCCAUCACUCUGGUCCAAGGGGUCCCAGAGGUUUUUCCUCCAAUUGUCUCACUGUCAUCUCUUUCCCUCCUGGACUGAGGGAUCCCACCUUUUACCUGACCUUCCACAGAGUCACACUGCUCUGAAGGUACCUACCUGCACUUUUUUGACUCUUCAACCUAUUUCUUGGGACACGGCUCAAGAUGCCAGAGCCCACAAAGAAAGAUGAGAUGCCAAAUGGCCAGCCAGAAGAAACCAUUGCCCCAGAAAGUAACGGUGCCCCGCCCCUACCUGAGAUUUCUCUGGAGGUUUCCCCCCCCCCAGAUGAUGAUGCUCCUGCAGCCACUAGCCCAUCCCCAACACCCCCAGCAGAAGACGGCAAUUCACUCAAGAAACUGUCAGUUGAGCUGCCUAAUGAUAGCGUCCCUGUGCCAGCCAUGGGGAGAAAAGACUCAGUGUGGUCUCUGGGAGAGGGUCAGCCCCCAGAGGACCUGGACAAGCCUAUCGACACCCCACCACUGUCCACCCUACUCAUAGAGAAACCCCAGAGUGGCACGGUUGCUUUGGGUGGAGACAUCACCUUUGUUGCCAAAGUGGAGGCUAAAGAUCUUCUCCGUAAACCCACUAUCAAGUGGUUUAAAGGAAAAUGGAUGGAUCUGGCCAGCAAGACAGGGAAGCACUUACAGCUGAAAGAGACCUUUGACCGAUUCACAAAGAUCCACACAUUUGAGAUGCACAUCAUCAAGGCCAAAGAGAACUAUGCAGGAAAUUACAGAUGUGAGGUGACCUACAAGGACAAAUUUGACAGCUGUUCCUUUGACUUGGAAGUUAAAGAAACAGAACAGGGUUCCCAAAAUAUUGAUAUUCGAUCGGCUUUCAAAAGAAGCAGUGAAGGACAAGAAGAUGCAGGGGAGCUUGACUUUAGUGGUCUCCUUAAACAUAGAAAUCAAAGGGAGCCUAAACAGCAGGACGACACCCCAGAGGUGGACGUCUGGGAGAUCUUGAAGAAUGCCCGACCAGAUGAGUAUGAGAAGAUUGCAUUUAUGUAUGGUAUCACUGAUCUGAGGGGUCUGCUGAGGAGGAUGAAGAAGAUUCCCAAAGAGGAGAAGAAAAGCGAAGCAUUUGCAAAGAAACUGGAACCAGCAUAUCAAGUGGAUAAGGGAGGAAAGAUCCGCUUGGUGGUCGAUUUGGCCGACCCCACAGUUGACCUGAAGUGGUACAAGAACGGACAGGAAAUCAGGCCCACUCCCAAUCAAAGGAAGUAUAUUUUUGAGCAUAAGGGCACACAGAGGAUUAUGGUCAUCAACAACUGCACCAUGAAUGAUGAUGCAGCCUACUCUGUGGCUGCAGGAGAUGAAAAAUGCACUACAGAGCUUUUUGUAAAAGAGCUGCCAGUGAAGAUUGUUAAAGGUAUUGAGCCAGUGAAGACGACAGUAAAUGAGAGGAUUGAGCUGGAGUGUGAGGUGUCAGAGGAGGGCGCUCAAGUCAAAUGGAUGAAGAACGGAGUUGAGGUUCCCACAGGAGUUCGCUCUAGGUAUCGAGUAAAGUGCGAGGGAACCAAACACUUCUUGGUGAUCGAUGAUGCCUCCAGAGAGGACUCUGGGACAUACUCCAUCAUGGCCACUGGAGGCACAUCUGAGGCUCAUGUGCAGGUUGACUUGAAACCUCUGAAGAUCUACCAGGACCUGCAGAACAUGACUGUGAUGCUGGGUCAGCCCAUUAAGAUGCACUGUGAGAUUUACCCUGGCAAUGUCCCAGGACGUUGGUACAGGAAUGGACAGCUAAUCCAACCCAAUGAUCACAUCAAUAUCAUUCACAGAAAUAAGGUCCACCGACUUGAAAUUGAGACCAGUUCCCUUCAUGAUGCAGGAGAUUACACUUUUGUACCAGAGGGCUAUUCUCAAAGCCUCUCUGCAAAAAUUCAUAUAAUUGAUCCUCCAAGGGUGCAUUUAGACAGCUUGAACUUUCCCGACAACACUGUGAUAAUUGUGGCAGGAAACAAACUGCGUUUGGAGAUCCCCAUCAGUGGUGAACCAGCACCCAGGGUGGUGUGGAUGAAGGGAGAAAGGGUCAUUCUUGAGUCUGGCCAUCGUGUCCGAGCUGAGACUUAUGGGGACCAGACCAGCCUGACGAUUGAUAUCACAGAGCGUGAAGAUUCAGGGAACUACAAGAUAGUUCUGCAGAAUGAGGCUGGUGAAGCCACUGCCAGUGUCAAAAUCAAAGUUGUGGACAUCCCUGACCCUCCAGAUGCUCCCUUGGUCCCUGUGGUAGGUGGUGAUUGGUGUUCUAUGACAUGGGAAGCCCCAAAAUACGAUGGAGGUUCACCAAUUUUAGGGUACUUCAUUGAGAGAAAAAAGAAACAGAGCUCCAGGUGGAUGAGGCUUAACUUUGACCUGAUCAAGGAAACAUCUUUUGAACCCAAGAAGAUGAUUGAAGGGGUGCCUUAUGAAGUACGAGUCUUUGCAGUCAACGCCAUAGGUGUGUCCAAGCCCAGUGAUCCAUCCAAAGCCUUUAUUCCCCUGGCUGUGACCAGUGAACCCACCAUGCUGGUUGUGGAUGAUGUUACCGACACCACAGUGACAGUAAAAUGGCGUCCUCCUGAAACCAUUGGAGCUGCUGGUCUGGAUGGGUACUUAGUGGAGUACUGCAUCGAAGGAACUGAUGACUGGGUCGUAUCCAACAAGGAGUUGACAGAGAAGACCAAGUACACAAUCACUGGGCUCACCCCAGGGUCUAAAAUCCUAGUUCGGGUCAAAGCCAUCAAUGCAGCUGGAGCUAGUGCUCCACGAACCCUUCAGCACUCUAUCCUUGUCAAAGAGGUUGUUGAACCUCCCAAGAUCCGUGUACCUCGACACCUGAAACAGACAUAUACUCGCAGAGUUGGAGAGGCAGUUAAUCUUGUGGUGCCAUUUUUGGGAAAACCCAGGCCAAAGGUCACUUGGCUGAAGGAGGGCAAGCCCAUCGAGCCAUCCCAUGUUAGCAUCCGUAACACAGACUGUGAUAGUAUCAUCUUCAUCCGUAAAGCAGAACGCAGCCACUCUGGAAAGUAUGAGAUGACAGUACAGGUUGAAAACCAUGUGGAUACUGCAAUCAUCGACAUACAAAUAGUUGACCUACCUGAACCUCCCCAGUGUGUCACCAUUGAAGAUGUAUGGGGAGGAAAUGUAGCCCUGGUAUGGACACCCCCAAAAGACAAUGGCAAUGCACCAAUAACAGGCUACACCAUUCAAAAAGCAGACAAGAAGACAAUGGAGUGGUACACAUGCAUUGAGCACUACCAUCGCACUUGCAUCACGAUCACCGAGCUGGUGGUUGGGAAUGAGUACUUCUUCAGGAUCUUCUCAGAGAACAUGUGCGGCCUAAGUGAAACUGCCACUCAAACUAAAAAAAGUGCCCUCAUCGUGAAAGAAGGCAUGCAGGUCAAGACACCAGAAUACAGCGAUCAUGACUUCAAGGAGGCGCCAAAAUUCACGCAGCCACUGAUCAACACUUUUGCCAUCGCUGGUUAUAAUACUACUCUCAACUGUAGUGUCCGUGCUAACCCAAGGCCUAAAGUGAUCUGGAUGAAGAAUAAGAUCACCAUCUUAGAUGACCCACGCUACCGCAUGUUCAGCAACCAAGGAGUAUGCACUCUAGAGAUCAGGAAGCCAAGCCCCUAUGAUGGCGGCCUAUACACUUGCAAGGCCAUAAAUGACCUGGGAGAGGCCCAAGUGGACUGCAAGCUGGAGGUCAAAGUCCAAACUCAAGAAUUGUGAAUGUAUGUUCUCAUAUAAGGAGGAUUCACCUUCUACGAGCUGAUGCAACGCGGAGUACCCCUACACUUGAUUGACAAAUACAUGAAUGAAUCAAAGCUUGUUGAGCAAGAGAAGUAACAUCAUAGUGCAAUAAGACACUUUAGGUUUGCAGAUGUCUGCCGCCACUAGUGAUCUUCUCUCACCUGAUGAGGUCAGCGGCCUGAGGAUGGAUGGAGGGAUGGCAAGACGAGUGGAAAGCAUGUGUGGUGGAGGGUGUGCCGGGUCUGUGGUGUGGCAUGCUGUGUGCAGAUUUGGAGCUAGUUACCAUAGGGAAAAGCCAGUUCAUCUUCUUUGUCACCCUCUUGUGUUUGAAACAGUCUGUGUCAGCUCAGAUGCAUGUUGGCAGUGUUUUGGCUCUAGCUUUGAUAAGCAGUGUGUACAAAAAUAUACAAAACACAUAUAGCACAAACUGUAACACACUUUCACAGCUGUAUUGAUUUUUGCUACGAGUACUUGCUGAAGGUGAUGAUUUCUGAUGUGAAAGCAGGACAAAGGAAAUGUACGUAUAAAUAAAAGUCUGGAAUCU